Polypterus senegalus (gray bichir) is the source of this 2065-nucleotide messenger RNA. RefSeq names its product Src-like-adaptor 2 (gene sla2). Bases 308 to 1099 code for a protein of 263 amino acids. NCBI's taxonomy places the organism in Eukaryota, Metazoa, Chordata, Cladistia, Polypteriformes, Polypteridae. The record is from RefSeq and is a predicted model, not a curated record. The transcript is spliced from 8 exons. Gene Ontology annotation, molecular function: protein binding.
CAGCAGCAGCUCUGACAGGUUGUUCCCUGCUCAGUACAGGCCUUACAUUCUGGCUUGACGUCAAUGACACCUGCAAACUGUGCCGAACAGGAACAAGGCAGAGGAGUGUUCAUAAAGUGCAGCUUACACAAAGAGAGCAACAAGCCAGAGAGAGAGAGAGAGAGAGCAACAAUUGCUUCACAGAUAGGAGACGUACUACACUGUUGAAACAUCCCGAAAUGUGUCUGGGCUUUACCGUGGACCAAUGCUAAGAAUAAAUAAGGGCAACAGCUAGGUUUGAGAAAAACAAAAUCAGACUAAGACUGAGAUGGGAAGUCAUCCCAGUAAGAGAAGACGGAGUUCUUCAUUGCAGUUUACUUCCAUUCAACCAGAAGUAUUUGAGAGACCUCAGCCACUUACAGCCAUGAACAAGUGCGUCGUUGUGGCGCUCUACGAUUACCCGUCAGGCGAUGCAGUGGAGCCCACCAUCCGCGUGGGACAGACAGUCACGAUUCUUGCAGAGGAAGGAGAGUGGUGGAGAGUGCGUUCGGCUUCUGGCAAAGAGGGUUACAUUCCCAACACAUACGCAGCUAAGGUUUUUCACAGAUGGCUUUAUGAAGGCAUCAGUCGCCAGAAAGCCGAGGAGCUGCUACUCCUGCCACCCAACCAGGCUGGCUCCUUCCUGAUUCGACAGAGCCAAACUCGAAAAGGGGCUUAUUCAUUAUCUGUGAGAAGGACAAAUAAUGUUUUCACAGACACUGUUAAACACUACAAGAUUAACAAGCUGGACAAUGGCUGGUAUUAUAUUUCACCAAGGCUCACUUUCCCCUCUUUGAAGGAUAUGGUGGACUUCUACGGUGAAAUGAAAGAAGGCAUUUGCUGUACUUUGACUGAGCCAUGUUGCAUUCAGGGUUCAAACAAUGUACCUGUGCAGAAUGUUCCAGAGCCUGUCAUUGUCAGGAAGCCAACUAUCAACUGGAAAGAGGUUGACAGCUCCAUGUUAUUUAACAAAGAUAAAGAAAACUCAGAUGAUACCUUAUUGAGUGAAGGCCUCCGUGAAGCAAUUAAUUCAUACCUGUUCAUGACGGAAGAAUUGGGAUCUGCCACAGAACUUAGCUAACCAGCGGGACUGACAGACCACCAGUGGUCUCGGGAUAUGUAAAAGGGAAACAUACAAGUUCUCUCACUUGACGUUCCCAACUUGGAGUGCUCUCAUUAUGUUUAAAGAUAUGUGCUUUAUAUGCAAAUGGUUUCACACCCUGCAGCACAAUUUGUUUUUCCUCAGAGACCAUUGCAGUCACAACUACAAACAUAUGGAUCAUCAAUUUGGUUACCAUUUAAAUAUUUAAAAUUAAAAAAAAAAAAAAAAGGAUCCAGUGUGAAUAUUAGUUUACAACACAGUUUCAGUGACAUCUGUUGAACGGAGACCCUGCAUGCAAUAGGCGGUCUUGAAACCACAUCAGUUAUGUGGUACACUGUAACUCUGGAAAUAUCCAGGUAUUAACAGCCCUUGUGGCAAGGACUGACAGUAUCUCCUCCAAGUACAGCAGGUUUCUGAUCAUAUUGUUAACACAAAUUAAGAGGGUGUUUUUAAAUGACUGCUCAGAACAAUGCUAAUCCUUCUUUUUCAGUUUUUAAUGGGAUGAUACAUUGGAAAGUUCACUGAACAUUCUUCAGCUGUACAAAGACACAGUUAAUGGUAGCAGCUAAAGAGAAGAUACUUUGCAUGUUUACUUUCUGGAGGUAUACCAAAGAGAUUAGGUUUUGAUGAAAGAAGAUUAAUAUUCAUUAGAUUGUAAUUUGCAUGCAAAUGACGAAAGCAAAAUGCAUGUACUCAUGAAUCUAUGCUCAUCCCAGGGAAGCAUGGCCAUGCACCUGUGGCCUUAAAGCUGCUCUACUACAUAAGUCCAUCUCUAUAAACUGCAAAACUACCAAGAUCUUGUGGUAUAGAAGUUUUAUCCUGGCACUGAAAAGUACUCUUUAUUAAAGAAUAUUAAUUUUAGCUGCUUGUACAUAUGUGCAGUCUAUUGUGCUAUACUAUACUAUAUGUAAAUAACUGUAAAUAUAAAUUAUUUCAUUUAAAAUA